This is a messenger RNA of Aricia agestis (brown argus), 2551 nucleotides long. RefSeq lists its product as uncharacterized. Bases 136 to 1320 code for a protein of 394 amino acids. Lineage: Eukaryota; Metazoa; Arthropoda; Insecta; Lepidoptera; Lycaenidae. The transcript has 6 exons. The record is from RefSeq and is a predicted model, not a curated record.
CGCGGCGCAAGCGCACGUUGAAGUCUUAUCAGUGAACGGCCGCGCACUCAACGUUCCUUUUUUCGCGUCAAUUUAAAUAUUCAAAUUGAGUGCUUUUAUUUUUUUAAUUGUUGUGAUUAAGAAAUAUUUUGCAAAAUGACUUCGAUCUAUUUUGUUGCUAUUAUUUUUGUUUUACAUCUUACUUUGGCGACACCGAUUGCUGAGAUUGAGGCAGAUGAUGAAGUGCUACACCUCAUCGGUGAGCCAGACUUUAGAGACGUCCGUCUGAGAUGGGAGUACGGGAAAAGUGAGGGGGAGGAUCCCAAAAAAUUACUCGCGUUCCAAGUUCACUACUGCGAGCUCCAGGCGUGGGGACAGUACAGAUGUCGAACUAAGGUUGUUGAUACGUUUGAAGAAGAAUGGUCUGGAAGAUCAGAGGAUGGUAAUGAGACGGCGAAGAUUGUGGCCGGAGUCAGACGCAGCCGCACCUACACCACGUAUAUCUCCGGCCUGCGGAUGGCCACGACCUACUCGUUCGAAGUUAGACCAGUUCGGAGAGACGCGAGGGAUCUGGCUGAUCCUCAGUCUAUCGGCUCCAAAAUUAUCAUCGUUCCUACGAAGGGCUUUUCUGCUCGCGCCACGCAGUGUUUGCCUCAUGCCAGCGAGGUGGAAGUGUCGACAGGUCCAUAUUUCGGAGGUCGGAUAGCCGUAGAGGCUGCAGAUGGCGGUCCCGAGCGGUGCUCCUUGCAAGGCAACCCAAAUAGCGCCCAAGAUGCCUACAUAUUGAGGAUAGACCACGAGAAGUGCGGUUCCGAUGUUAACGAUACGACAGUGGCCACAUACGUCAUCGUGCAAGAAAAUCUGCCAAUACUAACGCAUAGCACGCGUCGAUUUUUGGUGCUAUGCACAUACAAACCCGAGACGCUGACAGUGCGAGCUGGGAUAAACCUGCCCAAAGCGAGUCCCGGCGACGUGUUGUCAGGAUCAGCGGACGUCGUGGAGACAUUUGAUGAGGACUUAGAGACUAAUCAACUGCAACCGGCCCGGUUAGAAUCGAGAAAGGAUGAAUCGGAACAAAGUAUGCUCGGGGAAGUGACAUUAGUGAUAUUCCUGGUGGUCGCAGCCUUCGGCGGAGUCGCAUUUCUCAUCUGGAAAAUGGUGCCACAAGACGCGGACGACGUGUCGAUUGUGACGUCGUCGUCCCUUUCUAACAAUAGCAUAUUCAGCAGGCGGAACAGGGACAGAUUCUCCGACCGGAGUUCCGUAUACUCGAUAACUCUAUCCGAGAAGAAUGAUGAUACGCUUAAGAAAAGUGACAGCGACAACACUUCGGAGGCGUAAAGUGUGCAAAUCUAAAAUAGAUUAAGGUCGUCACGAUUGUUAUUUUAAGAUGCACGUCCAAUUUGGAUUGUUUAUCACAUGUGUGCCGGUUUCACCGAGUUUUACAAAUGAAUAUUUUUGAUUCCGACCAAAUUGAGAACAUUGAUGGGUUAAACUAGAGAAUAAUUUCUAGAAGGGUGACUCUACAUUGCGUUUGAGCUCGAUGUAGGGUCACACUAUUAUAUUGUUGCAAUGACUGUACUAUAUAAUAUAUGUAAAUUGCAUGUUAUUAGUCCCGUUUUAUAUGGAUUUAUUUGUAUUAAUUGAAUGUCAAUUUUUAUGUAGCCAACUAUCAGAGAAGUUGAUCCAUAGGCAGAUAGCGGACCUACGUAUUUUGGUCGCGUUUUGUGAAACCCAGCCGACAAAUGACGACUUACAUUAAGUUGACAGAAUCCGACCAAAUGUCGUAGGUCCCUCAACGCCUAUAAAUCAAUUCCUUUGGUGGUACCUACAGAUCCUAUUGCUGUGCAAAUUGAACUUUGCAGCCUGCAGGCCAAUUAUUCCUGAUUAAGACUGAAUUUGAUUUAUGUCAUUCAAUAUGAAACAAUUAGUACUCUAUUUAUUGUGUUAUAUAGAAACAAUGGAUCCCUACAGUGCGCGCGGAACUAGUUGGCCGCGCCUUAGGUAGGGACAGGGGUGAGGGGACGGGUUGCUUGCUGCUGCCUGCUCGCAACGCACAUGAGAUUCGACAGUAACCACCAAUCUCGAGAUAUAGUGAACAAUAAUUAUUCAAGUAUUGAAAAUAAUAAAUUAAAGACAAUUGAUCAGUUUUAUAUUCUAAGCUAAAAACAUACUUUUAUUUUCUAAACUAAAAAACGUCGGCUUUCCGUUUUUAAAAAACGUAUGCACUUUGAAUAUUAUUUUCUUAGAUUAUCUUUUUAUGGGCGGACUCAUCUUGCUAUGGCAAUCUCUAGUGCGUUUUGUCUGAACUAGCCAGAACUGUCAAAAUCAAGCGCGCCCGCCCCUCCGUCCCACCGCUCACAUACCUAAGGCGCGGCCAACUGGUUCCGCGCGCACUAUAUACAAAAAAAAUUGUUGUUCUGUAAGAGAAAAAAGUUUCUGUGAUGUUACAACAAAAUCUACAUGGGUAUUCUACAUACAUCGUUCGUACGAUACAGGCGAACCAAAUGUAAACAUUAGUAGGUAUGUAAGGCUUAAUUUAAGACAACUAGUGAGUGUUAAAAGAAAAGUA